This is a messenger RNA of Abrus precatorius (Indian licorice), 2814 nucleotides long. Its product is annotated as geranylgeranyl pyrophosphate synthase, chloroplastic-like. Gene Ontology annotation, biological process: isoprenoid biosynthetic process. The coding region runs from base 912 to 2045 and encodes 377 amino acids. The record is from RefSeq and is a predicted model, not a curated record. Gene Ontology annotation, molecular function: geranylgeranyl diphosphate synthase activity. The transcript has a single exon. Lineage: Eukaryota; Viridiplantae; Streptophyta; Magnoliopsida; Fabales; Fabaceae.
UAAGUUAAUAAUUAUACUAAAAAUACAUUUAAAAUUUUCAUAAAAAAAUUAAAAUUCAAUCAAAGAAUAUUCUUGAAUUUAUUUAUUUAUUUACAAGAUUCUCCAUACUUAACUAUGUUGAAUAUUUUGCAUUUUCAUGCAAAACAAAAUGUAACGUAACUUUAAGAACACACGUAAAGAAACACACACAUUAUUAGAUCAAUAAAUUUUAAUAUUUUCCCUCAUUUAUGACUUAUCCAAUUUUCAAAACAUUGCAUUUCAGACUUUGUAGAGGAUAGUAAUGACGGUAGGCAAUAUUUAGGUCCGGAAAAACGUGUUCGAUAGAUUCAUCCGACCUGUUGGGAUUAUGUUUUGUACACGCGAAACAAAUUCCGAUUAAAUAGAACGAUAAUACGUUAUUUUACUAAUGGUUUAUAAAAUUAAUCUCAGGGCACAAAUACACCUUUUGCAUCGAGUAAUCUGUUAAUUAAAAAUAUAUACAUUAAGCAAUUUAUUUAUCUUAUCGGACAGGAGCCACACAAAGGAAAUGGCACAAACGACACGAGAUGGAGGAAAUUGCGGGAAGGCAAAAGAUGCCCUGUGCCUCGAUAGUUGAAUCUCAUCUAAUCCCAAAAUCCCAAGAUCCUAUCUUGGUCAUCGACUCAUUGGUUGAAGCCUAGCUUAUCCAUCACCAUUUGCCAGCCCCACUAGUAAUCCUCUCUUUUUGCCUCUCUCAUUAGUUCCCACUUUCCACUUCCCUUCCUCAAUGCACCCUCACGGCGAAGAAUAAUGACUCACGCAUCAACCCACCACAACUCUGUGACAGUUACCCAAGCCCCAACCUUUCCAUUUAGCCCCCCAUUCUAAUUUAUUUUCAGGAGAUAACACAAUCUCACACCCAAACACAGCUUAAUCCCCGCAAAAACCCCAACAUGAGUGCUGUGAAUCUUAACUCAUGGGCACGCCCCAGUUUCAUUUUGAACCAAGCAACGAGAUCCAGAUCCCCAACCUUUCAUCUAUUUCACGGUCUCACUAAGUUACCCAUUUCCUCCAUCACUGUUACAAAACCGCAAAGGCAUAAACUUUCUUCUUCGUCUUCUUCUUGUUGUUCUUCUUCUUUCUCUGUCUCUGCAGUGCUGACCAAGGAAGAGGACACCGUGGAAGCGGAAGAGAAACCCGUCUUCAAUUUCAAGUCCUACAUGUUUCAUAAAGCGAGCGCAGUCAACCAGGCGCUUGACGACGCCGUUUCGCUCCGCGAGCCACAUAAGAUCCACGAGGCUAUGCGCUAUUCUCUCCUCGCCGGCGGCAAACGCGUGCGGCCUGUCCUCUGUGUCGCCGCCUGCGAACUCGUUGGCGGCGCCGAGGCAACCGCGAUGCCCGCCGCCUGCGCAAUCGAGAUGAUCCACACCAUGUCCCUCAUCCACGACGACCUCCCUUGCAUGGACAACGACGAUCUCCGGCGAGGCAAGCCCACCAACCAUAAGGUCUUCGGCGAGGACGUUGCGGUCCUCGCCGGCGAUGCGCUUCUCGCCUUUGCCUUCGAGCACAUCGCCGUCUCCACCGUCGGUGUGUCACCGGCGCGGAUCGUGCGCGCAAUUGGCGAGCUUGCGCGGUCGAUCGGCGCCGAGGGACUCGUCGCUGGGCAAGUUGUCGACAUAAAUUCGGAAGGCUUGUCCGAUGUGGGACUUGAAAGACUUGAGUUCAUUCACCUUCAUAAGACCGCGGCGUUGCUUGAAGGUGCCGUUGUUCUUGGUGCAAUUCUGGGUGGCGGUUCUGAUGAUGAGGUUGAGAAAUUGAGGAAAUUUGCUAGGUAUAUAGGGUUGCUGUUUCAGGUUGUUGAUGAUAUUCUUGAUGUAACAAAGUCUUCACUAGAAUUGGGGAAGACUGCGGGGAAAGACCUUGUGGCUGAUAAGGUUACUUACCCUAAGCUUUUGGGGAUUGAGAAAUCUAAGGAGUUUGCGGAAAAAUUGAAUAAAGAUGCACAGGAUCAGCUUGUAGGAUUUGACCCUGAUAAGGCUGCUCCUUUGAUUGCCCUAGCUAAUUACAUUGCUUAUAGGCAAAACUAGACUGUUGUAUCACAAGUUAACAAUUGUUUGUUUAGAAAAUUUAGAUUUAUGAGAUCAUUGGAUUUACUUAUUGCAAACAAAUUUUGCAACUAAGGAUGUGUAAAGUAAUCCCCUCCUACCCUUUUUCUAUGUGCAAUAAUAGUUUUCAAUUUUGUAUGACGCAUAAGCAUAAUCCCUUUUUGUAAUUAAAUAUUGUAUCCUUAGUUCACCCGCAGUCUGUUUUUCUCUUCCGCUAUUUGCAAAGAAUUCUUACACACGGCAUAUUCAGAAACUUGAAGGAUGUUAAAUAGUUUGUCUCACUACUUAUGUUGGUGACUUUUACUAGCUCGUCUAAAGGUUUCUCUGCAUCUGGUUUUCAAGCAUUGAAUUGACAAAGUUAUGUCAUAUAGUGAGUACUUGGAGCUAAUAGUAGUUUUUCUAUUUUCUGUUCGUUUGAGAUCCUGCAAUUAAGUUUUAGUUAGCGACCUAUCUGCUGAGAUGGAUACGAUGUUGGGGAUAAUCAAACAGCUUUAUUUAAUAUUAUCUACAUAUGUAUAUUCGAACAUGGUUCUUUCUGCUUUUUAAUUUUAUGCAGAGUGGGAAAAGUCAGCCUUGUUAUUGGAGGCUGAUGAAACAAUCAGUAAGAUGUUUAGCCUCUGCAUAGCAUUUUCUUAGAAGAUGACUUCGUAUAAAUUAUUUAUCUUUGGAGAUUAGGCAAUCGAGUAUAAUCAAAUGAACCCUUCAUUCCUGUCGUCUCCUUAUUUUAUUAAAUUCUUUGAAGCAAAGUGAU